UGUUCUGUUCACAACGUGGAGCGGUCGCUCGCUCGACAAAUUUAUUAUUUGAAUUUCUUCAAUUAAAAGUCAGCCUGUGCCAGCUCGAUGCAGAACUCGGCGCAUUAUGCAAUUUCAACUGGCAGACGUCUGCUCUGCGCAGUGCGCCCGAGGCUCGGUGUUAGUUCCUAUUUCGAGGAGCGUUGCUUGCACCGUGGAGCAGUUUAUCUAUCGCGAAAUAGGAAACACGAAACGAAUGUUUCGGCGCUAUUCAAGCCGGUGCAGGUGCAGGCCAAUCUCGAUGACGAGGAUGUUGGCUCCGAGCUGGUGGGCAAACUGGAAAAGUCCGAACUGCUUAAGAUCCUCAACAAGUUUGCACAGCGUCGGGAAAUCAAAGCGCUUUGCAGUGAGAAUGGAUUGGAUUCUUACUUGCAGCAACAGGCAUUUGGAUCGUUUCGUCGCUUCUGCAUCGAGGCUGAAAAUCUGCCGGUUGACAUUCACAUCAUUUUCAGCGAUAUUAUGCAAGGCGCUGGCCACAUUAACGACAUCUUUCCCUAUUUCUUGCGGCAUGCCAAGACCGUGUUCCCCCAUCUUGACUGUAUGGAUGAUUUAAAGAAGAUAUCCGAUUUGCGACAGCCAGCCAAUUGGUAUACCAAUGCCCGAGCCAUUACCCGCAAGAUCGUUUUCCAUGCCGGACCCACGAACUCGGGCAAGACGUAUCAUGCUAUGGAGCGAUAUCUGAGUGCAAAAUCUGGCGUCUAUUGUGGGCCACUUAAGCUGCUGGCCACCGAGGUCUAUAACAAGGCCAAUGAGCGUGGUACGCCCUGUGAUCUGGUCACUGGCGAGGAGCGCAAAUUUGGCAUAAGCGAGAACUCACCAGCAAGCCAUGUGGCCUGCACCGUAGAGAUGACAUCCGUAAACACACCCUACGAGGUGGCUGUUAUUGACGAGAUCCAACAGAUGCGAGAUCCUCAGCGUGGCUGGGCUUGGACACGUGCAUUUCUGGGGCUGAUUGCCGAUGAGGUGCAUGUAUGUGGCGAGGCGGGUGCGCUGGAUUUGCUGGAGAAAAUAUGCGAAACGACGGGGGAAACGGUCGAGGUGCGUCGCUACGAUCGUCUCACGGAAUUAACAGUUGAGAGUUCAGCGUUGGGAUCAUUGGACAAUGUCAUGCCUGGGGAUUGCAUUGUUUGCUUUAGUAAACAUGACAUUUACACGGUUUCGCGAGAAAUUGAAGCGCGCGGUAAGGAAGUUGCUGUAAUCUAUGGCGGCUUACCACCUGGCACCAAGCUGGCUCAAGCUGCCAAGUUUAAUGACCCCGAGAACAGCUGCAAAGUCAUGGUAGCCACAGAUGCCAUUGGCAUGGGCUUAAACCUGAGCAUUCGUCGCAUAAUUUUCUACUCGUUGGUGAAGCCGACGAUGAACGAACGCGGUGAACGCGAAAUUGACACAAUAUCAGUGUCCUCGGCUCUGCAAAUUGCUGGACGUGCUGGUCGUUAUCGCACUCAAUGGGAGCAUGGCUUUGUCACCGCCUUUAAGUCUGAUGAUUUGAAAAUUCUGCAACGCAUACUGGAACAAACACCGGAACCUUUGAAACAGGCAGGCCUGCAUCCCACCGCUGACCAAAUUGAGCUGUACGCUUACCAUUUGCCAAACUCAUCUUUGAGCAAUCUGAUGGAUAUUUUCGUCAAUCUCUGCACUGUUGAUGACUCCUUGUACUUUAUGUGCAAUAUUGAAGACUUUAAGUUCCUUGCCGAGAUGAUACAACAUGUUCCUCUGCCGCUGCGUGCCCGCUAUGUAUUUUGUUGUGCGCCCAUCAAUCGCAAAAUGCCAUUUGUGUGUUCCAUGUUUCUGAAGAUUGCCCGACAAUAUAGUCGCAAUGAGCCAAUAACAUUUGAUUUUAUUAAAAGAAACUGCGGCUGGCCGCCAAAGUUGCCCAAGACAAUUCUGGAUCUAGUGCAUCUGGAAAGCGUUUUCGACGUCAUGGACUUGUAUUUGUGGCUGAGCUAUCGUUUUAUGGAUCUGUUUCUUGAAGCGUCUAGCGUGCGCGAGGCUCAGAAAGAGCUCGAUGAGAUCAUACAGCAGGGCGUAUUUCAAAUUACGCGGCUACUCAAGAACACAGAAGCUGGCCAGGACGGUGAAAUCCCAUCCUAUCAAAUGCGCCGUGCGACUUAUGUCAAGGAGCCGCGGCUGCCCAGCUCAUCGCGUGGCCGCCUCACGGAAAGACUACUCGCCCAGGGUUUGCUGACGCCUGGCAUGCUCAGUGAGCUGCGAAAGGAGUGGGAUGCACAGCAGCAUGCAGUGCCCCAAGUCCAGUCAGCCGACAAAGACUCUCAGGAAUAUGUUACGGAUAGCGAUGAUGACGAUAGUCUUGCGGGGAACACAAAAAAGACUCGACGAAAACGCAGAAAGUAGUUGUAUUAGUAGAAUCUGGUUGUAGGAAUAGGAUGGGAGCCAUGGAGCUAUAAGCUUAGUGUGGUUGCUGUUGUUAAUGUUAUCAUUUUAUUUUUAAGUCACAAUUAUGUAAUAUUAAAAUUAUUAUUUUAAUAAUCAACAAUGACAA
This is a messenger RNA of Drosophila grimshawi, 2539 nucleotides long. RefSeq names its product ATP-dependent RNA helicase SUV3 homolog, mitochondrial (gene Suv3). Gene Ontology annotation, cellular component: mitochondrial degradosome. The transcript has 6 exons. Gene Ontology annotation, biological process: RNA catabolic process; mitochondrial RNA 3'-end processing. NCBI's taxonomy places the organism in Eukaryota, Metazoa, Arthropoda, Insecta, Diptera, Drosophilidae. The coding region runs from base 88 to 2391 and encodes 767 amino acids. The record is from RefSeq and is a predicted model, not a curated record. Gene Ontology annotation, molecular function: ATP binding; RNA helicase activity; hydrolase activity, acting on acid anhydrides.